Molecule: messenger RNA, 594 nt
Organism: Meloidogyne enterolobii
Lineage: Eukaryota; Metazoa; Nematoda; Chromadorea; Rhabditida; Meloidogynidae
Source: the annotation of a GenBank genome assembly
AUGGAAUUGUUUAAUGGAACAAAAAUAAUAGAAAGUCUAAAAUGGAUAUCCUCUAAUAUGCACGUUGCCGGUACUGAAGAACAAUUGAAUUUAAUGAAUACACUUUCGGAAAAAUACAAAUCUUUUGGCUUUAAUGUACAAGACUUUGAAUACCCGAGUGUUUUAUUAAGUACUCCAGAUUAUUCUUCACCUAAUACUAUUCAUGCAUGGAGCGACCGAUAUUUUCGUUGGGAAUUAAUUUCUAGUGGUGUUGGCAGAUUGCCAUUAAACACAACUAUGGACAAUGAAUUAAAACAACAAUUAGAAGAUGAUCCAAGAAUUCAUUUAUGGUGGAAUGCUUAUUCUCUUAAUGGUACGGCACUUAGCAAUUUAGUUUACGCCAAUUAUGGGACUAAUGAUGAUUUUGAAUUGUUAAAAAAGUCAAAUAUUUCAAUAUCUGGAAAAAUUGUUUUAAUUCGUUAUGGUGGGAUUUUCCGAGGAGAUAAAGUACUUAAUGCUGAGAAAAGAGGAGCUGUUGGUGUUAUAUUAUAUUCUGAUCCGAUUGAUUAUGUACUUGGAAAUGAGGCAAAUUUUUUAAAAAUUAUUAGUGAUUGA